This is a messenger RNA of Ilyonectria robusta, 816 nucleotides long. RefSeq lists its product as uncharacterized. NCBI's taxonomy places the organism in Eukaryota, Fungi, Ascomycota, Sordariomycetes, Hypocreales, Nectriaceae. The record is from RefSeq and is a predicted model, not a curated record. The transcript has a single exon. The coding region runs from base 1 to 816 and encodes 271 amino acids.
AUGGAGUCUUGGCAAGGGCUGAACUACUACACACGGAACACCACAAAAUGGGUUCAAUUGAUGAACCUCAGCUCGGCGGAAUGGGGCCUCGGCUUCCUUCCCGCCACCCUCGUCGCCAUCCCAGGUCACCUCAAUGACACCUAUGACUUCCCGUCAGACUCCAUCGUGAUCCAGAAUGCCUCGAAAACCACGCUCGGGUCCAUCCACAUAGAAGAGAUCAUCUUCGGGCUUGCAUCCGGCAUCGUCUUCCUGUGGGCUGUGGUUUGGCUGUACGUCAACCGUUCAGAGAUCCGCAGCCCACGCAGCAGCCAGGACUCGAUACCAUCCGAUGCUGCCAGCCAGGGCACCAGCGUCACAGCACUCACAACUCUUGACGACGGCUUCGUCAGGGCGAAUGAUUUCCUCCGUGACCUCAAAUACUUUUACUACGACUCCGACAAGUCGAAGCUCGAGGUUGGUGAAAAGGACAUCAGCAUCGAGGGCAUCAGCACAGACGAUAUCGAGAACGCAGGAACCCUGUUCAGGAAGAUGUAUGGCUUGGAUUUGAAGCUCUGGUCGAUGGAGAACUCGCGUGAGCGCACAGCAGCCGAACGUAAUAAGAUAAUGCACGAGAGCGAUGCCAUUCUCGCCGAGGUGACCCAGCAGGUUCAUAUAUGGCAGACCGACAUGAGCAAUCCUACCACGACUACUGCAACGGAGGAUGAGAAGCGUGAGAUGGAUGAGAUUGUGGAGACCCUCAGGUCAAUUGGUCAGGAGCGGUAUCCAAAUAAACAACCGGUGUACAUUGGCACUGAGAGUAGGAGGCGGGCUAGGUAA